AUGGGUACUGUAGCCGCCACGGGUGCAGUAAUCGCGGCUCUGAUCACCAUCGUCCUUACAUUUAACAACCUGUCAAUGGUCAAGGAUUGGUUGACAUGA
Fusarium graminearum PH-1 is the source of this 99-nucleotide messenger RNA. RefSeq lists its product as uncharacterized. Bases 1 to 99 code for a protein of 32 amino acids. NCBI's taxonomy places the organism in Eukaryota, Fungi, Ascomycota, Sordariomycetes, Hypocreales, Nectriaceae. The record is from RefSeq and is a predicted model, not a curated record. The transcript is spliced from 2 exons.